GGGCAGGGCGGCGGCAUGGCUUCGUCGCAAGGGAAGAACGAGCUGCGGUUCGCUGACUGGAUGGCAGCUCUGCCCGGCAGCAUCCACCGCACCCCGCUCACCAACCUGGCCAUCCCGGGGUCUCAUGAUUCAUUUAGCUUCUACAUCGAUGAAGCCUCUCCUGUUGGGCCUGAACAGCCAGAGACGGUCCAGAAUUUUGUGUCUGUUUUUGGGACUGUGGCUAAAAAGCUGAUGAGGAAGUGGUUGGCUACACAGACCAUGAAUUUCACCAGCCAGCUGGGAGCAGGUAUACGGUAUUUUGAUCUUAGAAUUUCCACCAAGCCCAGAGACCCAGACAAUGAACUCUACUUUGCUCAUGGCUUAUUCAGUGCCAAAGUCAAGGAGGGUCUGGAAGAGAUCAAUGCGUUUCUUGCUGACCACCCAAAAGAAGUGGUCUUCUUGGACUUCAAUCACUUCUAUGGAAUGCAGAAAUACCAUCAUGAAAAGCUUGUCCAAAUGCUCAAAGACACAUAUGGAAACAAAAUGUGUCCUGCUAUAUUUGCUCAUGAAGUCAGCCUCCAGUACCUGUGGGAAAAGGAACACCAAGUGCUGGUAUUCUACCACAGUCCAGUGGCUCUUGAAGUACCAUUUCUUUGGCCAGGCCAGAUGAUGCCAGCUCCUUGGGCAAACACAACAGAUCCGGAAAAACUGAUUCAAUUCCUCCAGGCAUCAAUCACUGAAAGAAGAAAGAAGGGCUCCUUUUUUAUAUCUCAAGUAGUGCUGACACCAAAGGCUAGUACAGUGGUGAAAGGGGUUGCUAGUGGUCUCAGAGAAACAAUCACAGAAAGGGCUCUUCCUGCAAUGAUGCAGUGGGUCCGAACUCAGAAACCAGGAGAAAGUGGUGUGAAUAUUAUCACUGCAGAUUUUGUAGAACUUGGUGAUUUUAUCAGCACAGUCAUAAAGCUCAACUAUGCCCUGGAUGAAGGUGAAGAUGACACUACUUGAUAGUACUAUAAUAUGUGUGUUGUUCCAUUAUUUAGAAUUAAAAAAAAAAAGAUUGCAUUUUAAAAGAAUUAUAUUGUAAAACACUGAUCUUCCUGAGGUGUUUAGGGCUUUAGUGGGUGGGUGUAGGGGAAAAGUUUUAAUCUAUUAUGAUCAUUUUUUACAUUUGUGUUUCAUGUCAAGAGCAAAACUGAACAUGUUUACAGUAUUUGAUAAAAGAAGGCCAUUUCCAUGUUUUGUGUGAGGUACCAAAUACGACUCAUGUGUCUUCUAUGGCUAUGAACAGUGCCAAGAAAUUUGCUGCUUUUGGAGCAAUGGGGUGUAUAUUGUUGUCUGUCUGCUCACAGCAGGACUCCUGACGGUGUGAGCAUUACACCAGGAGUCUAAGGACAGUAUAUCUGGCCUGAAAAUUUUAAGCUGCUCCACUUCAUCUCUAGGUGGUUUAACUGAUCAUAUUUAUCAGUGAGUUACAGGUUCAAAUGCCUUUGCGAAGUAAAUCCAAAGUCAUGCCUCUGAUACACACAUAAUCAGUGGACAGUAAAUAUGGUGUGUUAUGUAGCCUGCAGAGAGCACAGACUAAAUCCUGCCUGCUUUUCAUUCUCAAAACGGGGUUUUCCAAUGUCUCUGCCCCAGGUCAGAUAUGUGGUGCUGGCCUAACUCUGUACUAGGACUUGCCAGUGCAUAUUUUCCCUGGUUCUAACAUGAACAAAGUUAGGCCAGCUUGGAGCACCACUUCCUCCCGGGGUUAAGCCUGAUCCAAUGCCCACUAAAUUUAAUAGGAAAAUUUCCUGUGUUUGGCAUGGAUUGGGCAUAGGAUCAGGAAAUUGUGUGUAUUAUAAAGUAGGCAUGAUUUUGUCCCAUAGUGGAAACCUGCUUUCUGCAGGACUAAAACUGCACUUAAAAAAUUGGUGCAGUCUAAGCUUCUCUUUAAGGCAGCUAAGAACACAACAAUUCUCUGCUGGUUACAAAAAAAUCAGUGCCAGUUUCAUCAGUGAAAAAUUGCUGUACUAAAGACCGUAGUAGUUCAAUUUCUAGCUAAUAACAAUACUCUAUAGUCCUUAAAUUGUGGGGUAUAAUUGUGCAUAUCACAAGGUUGGAAGUCUACUGAAUGACACUGUUCCAGCAGCAGAACUGCUGGUCAUCCUAAGUUUAAGGAAACAUAUAUAAAACUCAAAUAUAUGGAAAACUCAGUGAGUUAUAAAAUGAGAGCAUUGCCACUGUAUGACACCUAACUGGAUACAAUGCAAUCAGUCAUGUCUCCUGGACACAUCAAUGCACAAGCAAACAACUUAUGAAAGCAAAACAUUUCAUUUGUGCAAAACAGUAGAUGCUAUAAGUCUUAACACGAAAACGCUCUUUGAAAUAUUUCAGGGCUUUAUGGGAUAAGACUAUGGUCAAGUUUCCACUGAUGUUACUAAAACUUUUGGUUGAAUGAGGAAAGAGAAUGGCAUCAUAUGGUCCUUUGCUAUUUUCUAUCAGAUGAUAGAUCUGAUCUACUCUGAUUUACCAUCAGAGUUUAGAAAAACAAAAAUGUUCUUAUCAAACAGGUGGGUUACAGUGGGUUAGAGAGGUUUGGAUGUUGUUUUUAGUUUAGGAAGAAGUGGAAUAAAAUUAACACUUGCUGCCAGUUCAUACUGAGAGGGUGCCUUGGAAAAGUGUGUGUGUACACUAGAAAGAAACAUUUAAGUGUAUGUGUACUAUAAAACCCCAUUUAUAUGUGUACAUUUGUAUGUAUAUGAUACAAAGACAUCCAUGCACACUUGCAUAAUGAUAUUCUGCUGUCUGGACAGGAGUAUUAUAAUUUGGUUGAAAAAAACUGUGGAGGUGUUUUGAAGUUGUGAUGCCUCCUUCAGUAGCAGUUUUUUCUGUAUAGGUUAGGACUGUAAGGUUCAUCCCCAGUGAAAUCUGUGAUCUAAGCCAGUUAGGUUUUUUACAGUGUUAAAACUUUACCUGAACUUCCCCCAAAAUUUACCAAGAGCCACAGCCCAUAUUCACAUUGAACAAAGGACAGGACUCUUAGUGCUUUCACCCACAGCUAAGCCAGAUAUGGGGUGGGUUGAUGCACUUUGUUUCUAGUUUUCACAGGCUCUCCAAGAAAAAUCCACAUAACAGACGCAUAAAAUUAAACAUGAACAUAUGGUUUUUUUGAACCCACUGAUGUGGGUGUCCCACAUAGAAACAUGAAAAUGUUUGCUUAUUUAUUGGUGAUGUGGUGUGAAAUGCUCUUUUCAUUUUUCCGUUUAACUGGAUUUAUUUGCUUCCAGAUUCUACCCGCCAUCGUUCAGCUACUUCACUGUAGCCAAAUGAGUUAACCUAUUAUUUUAAUACAGUGAGUUAAUACGGAUCCUUGGGUGGAGCAAAAAAUAAGUUUGGGGUUUUUUUUGGGGGGGGGGGCAGGUGGGUCUGAUUGAAAUUCUGUUGUAUCUGAGAGCACCAACACCGCGUUCCUCGUGAGGACCCCAACUCAAACACAUACCAAUUCAAACAUCAAGCUUUUCACUUAUACAGAGUUACACUCAAAGCAAAUGUUCUGCUGUAUUUGAGAAAAGUGUGUGUGUGUGCGUGCACACCUGUAUAUAUGAAUAAAUAUAGAGCUAUCCUGAGCUUGUUAUCAUUGUUACGAAAUGUUUGCUUAGCAUCAGUUUUACUCUAAUUGUCAUUUGGGUGCUGGAAAAUAAAAGUAAAGCAAAAAAAAGCCCAACUUCUGACAAGUAAGAUAAUAGGCAAAUCAUACAGUUUCUCCAUUAAUAUGGGGGGGGGGGGGGGAAAUCUUAGAAAAAUGUUACAUUUGGUCAGAAAUUAUGUUUUUACUUAGCUGUAGAACUCCUUUCUGGAGUUCUGGAGAAAGACAACCUUUUAUGUUCAGGACAGGUAAACAAACUUGCCUUAAUUACAAACACAAAAAAAUAUGGGAGGGGGCAUACUAUCCUACUUUUCUGGCAAUUUCAUCUGUCAGUCCCCAAAACUGUAACUGUGACUGUCCUGAUAAGGAUAGAGAUCUUGCCGGAAAAGAACAAGCCAGAAGGGAUUAUGCCGCAGAGCUGGACCAUUCAAGAGCCCAGUUUUGCCACCCAUAUGGAGCUAAAACUCUCUUUGAUUUCAACCAGAAAUGUGCUUGUGGGGCUGGGUCAGAUGAGUUGUCUGACCUGAUUUCUUAUGGAGGUUUCUGCACAUGUAUUAUGAGGAACCUGGCAUGGGAAAUUAAAUUACUGUAAUCAGCCCAUCAGAAGAAAAAUACCUGUCUACACUAUUGCUUGUCAUAAGCAUGUAUUUACUCAAACUGUCAUGUCAUUCUCCACCAAUUUUUUUUAUUUCCUGUGCUCAUUUUCCCCCUCGCUAUGUUCAUUGUAUACACAUCAAGAAGUAUUGUUUUCUGAUGUUUUCACGUGAUUACUUGAUUCUUUCUUUUCAGUCAUACUUGAAAAAUUGCGACUGCACUGCACAACACAGGCAGUCUCUCGGCUGGUAUAGACCUGCCUGGCUCCAUUUUUCAGUUUACACAAGCUGAGUUGUCUUUGUUUGGUACUGAUCCAACCUCAGUGAUUUGGACCAAAUAGCAGCUGGUCCCAGGUCUGAUUCCUGCCUUGUGUGGAGAGAGUAAGAUCAGAAUCAGACCACAGGAGCCUGGUUUUAAAAUCAGCAGGUUAUUUGCAUUCACUUCCUGUUGGUUACAUUACUGGUUUUGUAGGUCCUGCCAUUUCAAGUCAUUCUUUAAAACAUACACGUGUGUGUGUGCGUGUGUGUGUAUAUAUAUAUAUGCAUAAGUGUGUGAGAGGGGAUAUAUGACCCUGUAUACUGGGCUAAGUCUUUCCGUCGUACUGAUAUAAAUCUAGAUGACUUCUACUGACUUCAGAGCAGUUACUGAAGUUUAACUUGGGAUUAGAGGGAGCAGAUAGUGUAUAGUAAGUAUAUGCUGUGUUGCAAACAAAAUUUAAAAUUGCGGAGGUUAAUUCUACAAUAUGAAAGAAGUGGAGUGCCCUGAAAACAUAGCUCCAGUGCUGUUUGUCCUGAGUAUAGUAUAUGGAGCACUAGGUAUUAGCAGCUGAGUAGGCUAUUUGGUGAUUUCAGCAGUUCAGUUAACACCGUUUUAAACUUCUAAACUCCUCUUCAGUGAAGUAAAAGCUAAUAGUGUAUAUGAUGUAUUUGCCAUAUCUCAGUGGUAGCUUCUGUGUUACAUACAGUCAGCAUUGUUCUGAAUUGUGUAUGUUUACUCAUUGAUGAGGUUAAAAUAUGCUUUAUAGUAUGUGCAAUGUAUUGGUUAUAAGUAUGUUGGAGUUCAGUGAUCUAUUUAGUUUUUACCGUGCUGCUGUUUUGUAGGUAUGUGUGUGUAUGGGAGUAUGGAUUGUCUACAAUGUACAAGGAAAUCAUAAUUAAUCCUAAAGGAAAAGGGCAGUUAUGUAACCUGCCUUAAUGCAUUCGCAUAAUCUUGUUUGAAUACCAUGAUUAUCAGUUCUGAUUUCAAACGUUAAUGGGGAUUGUCCAUAGGGCUGAGUCCCUCACUUUUCGGCACUAAGGACUUAAACUUGAAGUUACUUGGAGCUCACUUACAUGUUGGUAAAUAAAGAGUAGGAUGUUUGCCUGAUCGACUACCUUGAUUGUACAAGGUGGCUAUGACAUGGUUUCUGGUGUGAUACAGAUCAAAUCACUUCUGUGCACACACAGCUUCUGCUGAUGCCAGCAGGAAUUGUGAUCAUGUAUUUGAAUGGCCUAAAAUUAAUCUUUGGGGAUAAAAUCAUGAUGGGAGGGUGGUGGUACCCUGGCUUUGGGGAAGUGCCUGGAUGCUAUGCAAUACUGCUCAUGUCCUGUGCUGGAACAUAGCUGUAAAUUCACAGGAAGAGCUUUGUACUCUACUCCAAUCUAGAUUGGACUGUAAAAAUCCAUAUGUAAAAAUGAUAAAUGUCAGAGGCUGAGCAGCCUGGCCUGGCCUGGCCUGCCCAUGUACAGCAUUCUGCUUUCAGGAGCCAUGGCAGCUUUAAUAAAAAAAGCUACAAUAAUUUCCGAACGGCUGGCAGGACCUAGUGCUCUAGUUAGGAAUCUCUACAUUGCCCACAGGUAUGACCCCUCUACCAUUCCCACAUCCAGGUCUAGCUCUUCCUUCAUGGUUUCUGUGUGAGAUGCCCCUCUGCCUGACACCAAGGGUAAUUCUGAAAGACAUACUGAGCACAGAGAGGGUCCAUCUCCUGCCUGGCCAGUUGGACACUUGUAGGCAGAGCAUGCCUGCCCUAUGGUACAUUCGGUGUGAGGUCAGCCUUAGUCAGACCAACCUGAACAGUCACUGAGGGAAGGCAGAAGUCUGAUUUCAGAUCCUCUUCUGUUAUCUUUGUCUAGUUAAAAUGCAGCAUCUUACCACUCUUUUUUGCCUCUGCUCAGUUCCCCUUAUCUCAACUUCUGCAUAUGCAUCCCUUCAACUGCCAGCUGUGAGCAACACUGCUCAAAGUGAAUAUUAUGAGUUUGUCAUCCUCAGUACACGAUAGCAAUCCACAGUUCUUAUAAGAAACUAGGUACAGGGCUGAAAGAAGGCAGUGUCCCAUAUCUGAUGUCCCGAAUUGGUUCAUCUCCACACUCCAAGUCACGUACACGUGUCCUCUUAGAUGGUCCUUGACUUGGCUGAUGAGAAUUCUGUUAUAAACUUUCUCCCACCAAAUUAAAAACAGACUGGAUGAUAUGCCAAUGAGUGUCUCCUAAGAUGGAGGUACACUUAGGCUUUUUUCUGCAGUAAGAUGACAUGUACUAGUCUCUUCCCUCAGCUCUGGGUACUACAAAGGUCAUUUUGAUCGUGAGAGAUUCCUUGAGUCGCUGAAAUCAGUUUUGCUGUGAAGUUGGGAUCCUUAAAGCAGAAUCCUGGGUUUAUGUGUAAUUAUGAUUGAAAAUAAAAAUAUGUGUUAAAAACAUAAUUUUAAAAGGAAAAAGAAGGAAUAUCUGGGCUUGCCAGGGCAGUUGUUAAGUUUUUGACUGCUUCAGCCAUCUGUAGCUUUAGGAUCAUGUAGGUGAUGAUUAGGAUGUUAUUGCCACACUGCCUCCUGACACUGUUCAGGGUCUCUGUACAGAAGCCUUAUUAUUCCCAAUGAGCAUUACUGCAUUUGAAUGACUUUUCUGUUUUGGUGGGAUUGUGUAACACUGAGGACAUGGAGCUCCCUGUGUGUUGUGCCCACAAAGGUUCACAGAGCUGCACCUUCUCUUUUUAGGAUCUAUUCAAUAGUACUUUAAUAAAUGUUGUGUAAAAAAUGCCUACAGUUCUGUAUAGCAAAUGUGAAUUUUUAUGACAAGAAUGUGUAUUUAAUGUAAAAAGAGAGUAAUAUAAAAUCCAGUUUCUUUGUAUCCAGUGAAACAUCUAAUAAAGCUCUGGUACCUGUA
Molecule: messenger RNA, 7335 nt
Organism: Phalacrocorax carbo (great cormorant)
Lineage: Eukaryota; Metazoa; Chordata; Aves; Suliformes; Phalacrocoracidae
Source: RefSeq, a predicted model, not a curated record